ACUUGCAUCCUUCUUCUUUUCUUCUCUCUUUUGUCUUAAAGAGAUUCUUUGCUAGUGUUUAUUUUCUCUUGUUCCGUCUCGUGGUUAGGUAAUCCUAGCAACCCCCGACAGAGGAGAUCCGACCGAACAGACAGACCCAAGACGGCGGGGUUCCUUUGAGCGAGGCAAAUCCACACACUCCUCGCCCCCCCUCGGCGCUUUUCCUCUUCGCACCAACCCGCCCUCCGUUGUUCGCCCUUUCUUCCUGUCUUGCGCCUACACCAUGGACUGGCACCCUCAGGAUGAGCCAUUGAGGCAGCUGGCCUGCUGUCUUCGUGACUCCUUAAACCCCUACAAUCGCAAUGCUCAGAAACAGGCCGAACAGGUGCGUUGUCCCCCCCCCCCCCUCCGCUCGUUCGAAGUCGCUCCUCUGCGUUCUAUCCUUUCUACCCUCUCUGUCCUCCCUUACCUGGUCUCCGGCAACCUGGCGGCGGAAUGUGUUUCCAUAUAAUCUCUCAGUCAAGAGGACCGGAUCCGGAUUCUAACUGUUCCCUCCCCGCCCACAGAUGCUAGUACAAGCAACCUCCUCGCCCGACUAUGUCAACUACAUCACCUAUCUGUUCAGCACACCGCAGGCCCCCUCCGUGGUGGCUUUCGACGAUGAGACCUGGAAUAUGGUUCGUUUCGCCGCGGCCAUGAACUUGAAGACGAAGAUCCGCGUGGCCUACAAUACUGUCGCCCAACCGUGUCUGGCGUACAUUCGGUCGGCCACCCUGGCCGGUCUCCGCGACGGGAACUUUCAGGUGCGAAACUCCGCCGGAAGCAUCAUCACAGAGCUGGUCCAGCAAGCGGGUCUGCUGGCCUGGCCCGAAGUCCUCCACGAGCUGCUGGCCCUCGUGGACAACUCGUCCAGGGAUACCCCGGCUCUGGCGCAGGAGGCCGCCAUGUCGGCCCUCGCCAAGGUCUGCGAGGACAACCGAAAGGUCCUCGAGCGCGACUACCAGGGACAGUGCCCGCUCGACGUGAUUAUUCCCAAGCUGCUGGAGUUCACCUCGAACCCGAGUGCCAACGUGCGCGCCACGGCCCUCAAGACCAUCCACAUCUUCCUCCCCCACCGCCCCCAGGCCUUGGUGGCCUCGAUGGACCUGUUCCUGUCGCAGCUGUUCCAACUGGCCAACGAUCCGAAUACCGAUGUCCGCCGCACCGUCUGCCUGACCUUCGCGCAGCUCGUGGAUUUCGCCCCCGAGAAGCUCGUGCCGCACAUGGAAGGCCUGGUCAACUACAUCAUCCUGCAACAAAACAACCGGGAGGAUCCUGAGCUCGCUCUCGACGCCGCCGAGUUCUGGCUCGUUGCGGGAGAGCAGAUCAAGCUGCAACAAUCGUUGGCCCCGCACAUGUCCAAGAUCGUCCCCGUGCUGCUGCAGAGUAUGGUCUACGACGAGGACGACGCCAUUCGCUUGGCCGGGGAGGGAGACGAUGCCGAGGUGGAGGACCGCGCCGAGGACCUGCGUCCGCAGUUUGCCAAAUCCAAGGGUUCGCGCCUGGACUCGUCCAAGCCCGACGCGCAGGCCAACGGCGACGCGCCCGUCGAGAACGAUGACGACGACGAUCUCAGCGAGGGGGAAAUCGAGGACUCUGAAUUCGGCGACGAUCCCGAGGACGAGUGGACGUUGCGCAAGUGCUCCGCGGCCGCGCUGGACGUCUUCUCCAACGUCUACCACCAGCCGAUCUUCGAGAUCAUCCUGCCCUAUCUGAAGGAAACCUUGCGCCACGAUCAGUGGCCCCAGCGCGAGGCCGCCGUCCUCACCCUGGGCGCCGUCGCCGACGGUUGCAUGGAUGCCGUCACCCCCCACCUACCCGAACUCGUCCCCUACCUUAUCUCGCUCCUCAACGACCAGCAACCGGUGGUCCGACAGAUCACUUGCUGGUGCCUGGGCCGGUACUCCGAAUGGGCCUCGCAUCUGGGCAGCCCCACGGAGCGCGCCAGCUUCUUCGAGCCGAUGAUGGAGGGCAUCCUGCGCCGCAUGCUGGACAACAACAAGAAGGUGCAGGAGGCGGCGGCCUCCGCGUUUGCCAGUCUCGAGGAGAAGUCCGACGCCAACCUGGUGCCCUACUGCGAGCCCAUUCUGCGCCAGUUCGUGCAGUGCUUCGGCAAGUACAAGGACCGCAAUAUGUACAUCCUGUACGACUGCGUCCAGACUCUGGCCGAGUGCGUGAUGGGCGAGCUGGCGAAGCCCAACUUGGUGGACAUUCUCAUGCCCGCGCUGAUCGACCGCUACAACAAGGUUUCCGACCAGUCCCGCGAGCUGUUCCCCCUGCUUGAGUGUCUGGGGUACAUCGCCGCGGCCUACGGCGACGCGUUCGCUCCCUUUGCACCCCCGCUCUUCCAGCGAUGCACCAAGAUCAUCUUCGAGAACCUGCAGGAAUACGUCGCGUCCGUCAACAACCAGGGCAUUGACGAGCCCGACAAGGAUUUCCUGGUCACCAGUCUGGACCUGCUGAGCGCGAUCAUCCAGGCCAUCGACCCCCAGAAGAGCGGCGAGCUGGUAGCCAACUCGCAGCCCCGCUUCUUCGAUCUGCUCUGCUUCUGCAUGGAGGACCCGAACUACGAAGUCCGCCAGUCGUCGUACGCGCUCCUGGGCGACUGUGCCAUCAACAUCUACCCUCAACUCGAACCCUUCAUCCCCAACAUCCUGCCCACCCUGAUCAAGCAGCUUGACUUGGACCUAAUCCGGGACGACGAGCGGUACACCGGGUUCAGCGUGCUGAACAAUGCCUGCUGGUCGUGCGGAGAGAUCGCAGUCAACUCAGUCAACGAGAAGGCCUCGCUAUCCCCGUACCUGGACAAGCUCUACCAGGGUUUGGUCGUCAUUCUCAACAACGAAGAGAUCAUCGACUCGGUCAAUGAGAACGCCGCGAUGGCCUUGGGCCGCCUGGGAAUCUGUUGCUCCGAUCAGUUGGCUCCGCGCCUGGGCGAGUAUGCCGGCGUGUUCCUGAAGUCGAUGGGCAAGAUCGAUUUCACCCGGGAGAAAGCCUCGGCAUUUUUGGGCUUCAACCAGGUGGUCAUGAAGAACCCACAGGCGAUGGAAUCCAGCUUGGGUGACUACUUCCAGGCCAUUGCCUCGUUCCCUAGCAAGUCGCUUAACACCGAGGACUACCGUGACAUUCAGAGCUCAUUCCAGCAGGUGCUGCAAGGCUACAGAAAUAUGAUACCCAACUUCGAUUCCUUCCUCUCGCAACUCCCGCCCAACGUUGCUCCGAAACUCCGUUCUGUAUACCAGGUUUAGAUCUAUAUUCGGCAUUUGUUAAGUGGUUUGUGAUGACAAAAUCCAUGGCGAAAGGCGCAUUAAAAAUUGUUUUCUUUUUUUAUUCUUUCCCUUUCACUUCACCCAAUAUCCGUAUCCGUAUCUCAUAUCAAACCUUUCACCCUUUUUACCCAUCUUGGCCAUCUUUCAAACUCUAUUGGAUGGAAAUGAAGUGACCACUUAACGAUUCUCUUACAUUUAUUGCUUUCAUCUGCUUUUCAUCAUGGCGUGUUUUCUUUUCUUCCUUUCUUCAUGAAUACUUUCAGUUCGUGCGGAUUUUAUUCCUUCUGGCACGAUUGAUUGCAUAGAGCGAAGGUCCACGGGCUCGCAGGUCCCAGUGAGCGUUUUACCUGAUGGUAUGAUAUGAUAUGGAAUGAUACCUAGGAAGACAGCCAGGACGGACUCGACUUCUUCCAUGUCAUCCAUAUACAAGAGGAGGAAACAGGCACAGGUACAAAGAGGAGGGACAAAUGAAGCGAUGCAUAACGAUGCAUGAUGGACUGUCUGUUUGUUUUGUCUUUUCUUUCUUUUCUUUUUUAUUUUUAUGAUGGAACGAGGAUGCAUCUUGUACCAUUUGGUAGAUAGACUUAAGUAGUUAAAAACAUAUAGUUAGUUUAGAUAGAUCAUUACUGUGUUGAGAGGGGAAGUUGAUUGCAAGCUUCCGUCUUUUCUUUUUCUC
This is a messenger RNA of Aspergillus melleus, 3963 nucleotides long. RefSeq lists its product as uncharacterized. The transcript has 2 exons. The record is from RefSeq and is a predicted model, not a curated record. The coding region runs from base 546 to 3266 and encodes 906 amino acids. NCBI's taxonomy places the organism in Eukaryota, Fungi, Ascomycota, Eurotiomycetes, Eurotiales, Aspergillaceae. Gene Ontology annotation, cellular component: nucleus; cytoplasm. Gene Ontology annotation, biological process: protein import into nucleus. Gene Ontology annotation, molecular function: nuclear import signal receptor activity; protein binding.